This is a messenger RNA of Brassica napus (rape), 1539 nucleotides long. Its product is annotated as alpha-L-arabinofuranosidase 1-like. Gene Ontology annotation, molecular function: alpha-L-arabinofuranosidase activity. Bases 792 to 1223 code for a protein of 143 amino acids. The record is from RefSeq and is a predicted model, not a curated record. Lineage: Eukaryota; Viridiplantae; Streptophyta; Magnoliopsida; Brassicales; Brassicaceae. The transcript has 7 exons.
UAGUAACUUUUUUUUUUGUUAAUUGACAUGAAUGUCUAAUCGUACUAUAAACAUCACUAAAGAAAAAUGUCAUUGGGAAAAUUCAUCGUUAUCGAAAAACAAAAACAGAAACAAGAAAAAAAAGGAGAUGAGCAGGUGGGUUAAAAUUCAGUAGUAGUCGCUUCUAAUCAACAUCUACUUCCACGAAAACAAGCAAUUCCAUCAAACGUGAAAGCAAGUUUUCCUUAAUAUUUUGAUCCUCACUCUUAAGCAAAAUAUCUCGACACCUACCACAAAGCAGACAUUCUUUAUACUUACAUCCCCUCUUCUGUCUGAUCCUCAACCCAUUUCUUGUCUAGAUCAAUCCGUUGAUUUUUUCCAGGAAGCUAGCUACACUUGGUUUCAUUUUGCAUGUGGUGAAUAAUGGAUACUGAGUCUUGGAAGUUUCUCAGAAGUGUUUGCAUACUUUCUUUCCUCCUCGGCUCUUGCUUUGUCUAUCAAAGCCUCCAUGUUGUUGUUAUUGCUGCUCAAGAACAACAAGAUACACAACCAUCCGUGACUCUGCAAGUUAAUGCUUCCAAAGUAGCUGGACGACUCAUUCCUGAUACUCUCUCGGAAUUUUCUUUGAGGAGAUAAACCAUGCUGGUGCUGGUGGAUUAUUGGCUGAACUUGUUAGCAACAGAGGGUUUGAAGUUGGCGGGCAGAACACACCGUCUAACAUAUGGCCUUGGUCCAUUGUUGGUGAUCAGUCAUCUAUAUAUGUAGCUACGGACCGUUCAUCACCCUUUGAACGGAAUAAAAUCGCUUUGAGAAUGGAUGUGAUCUGUGAUAGCAAUGGCUGUCCUUCAGGAGGUGUUGGAGUUUAUAACCCUGGUUACUGGGGAAUGAAUAUUGAAGAAGGAAAGAAGUACAAGGUGGCGUUUUAUGUGCGUUCGACUGGUGAUAUUGAUCUCUCUGUGUCGUUGACAAGCUCUGAUGGGUCGUUGACUCUUGCUUCUGAGAAGAUCAUAGCAUCUACUUCUGAUGUUUCGAAGUGGACUAAGAAGGAGGUUGUUUUGGAGGCGAAAGGGACGGAUCAUGGUGCAAGGCUUCAGUUAACAACAACCAAGAAAGGGUCACUAUGGAUUGAUCAAGUCUCUGCCAUGCCAGUGGAUACUUACAAGGGACAUGGAUUUAGAAACGAUCUUUACCAAAUGAUGGUUGAUAUAACACCUCGCUUCAUCCGUUUCCCAGGUAAAGUUUAAGCCUAGAAAACUAUAUAUAUACAUAUAUAAGUUAUUUAAUUCUAAAAAUAUGCCAUUAAUUAAUGUCACUACCACUUGAGGACAUAUUUCUACACCACAUUUAUAUGUAAACUAGAUUAAGAUCCGCGCCUUGCGCGGAAUAAACAUUAUAUAUAUAAAUUAUUUUAUGUAUUAUAUGUUCUUACAUAUUAUGAAAUAAUAAAUAUAUAUUGAAUAAUUAAAAGUUAGUAACUAUUACAUAUAUAAUUAAAUUGGUGCGAACGUAUAAAUCAAUUUUAUUAAUCCAAACAUUUAAAAAAAAAAUUGAUAGGAUAUG